AUGGCGUCAGCAACAUCUUUGGAGAGCAAUGGGAGUAAUGAGUCAUUAUCACACAGUUACGUAAGCAAUGAGAGGCAUACAUCAACACAGAUACCAUCAAUUCCGUUGCCCAUAGACUAUGAGGUGAUAUCAUCUAACUAUGACAAGAAUUACUCAAACCAUUCCCACACUAUGAGUGCUCCAUAUGAACACCAGUAUGAUGUUAUGAAUAAGCAGGCAAAUGAGAAUUUGAAGCAGCAAUAUGAGAAGGCACUGCAUGAUUUGAAUCAGCUGCGAAGACAACAUACAGAGACCACUAGACGGUGUGAACAUGUAAUGAAGGAGUUGGAGUACUUUAGAGGUCAGCAUCGUGCAGCCAUGAACCAGUUGGAAGUAUCAGCUCAGGAGGCAAGCAGCCUUCGAGGGAAGUAUGGAGAUCUACUUAAUGAUAACCAAAGAUUGGAACGCGAAGUUCAGCAUUUGCAGCAGAGUGGAACUCCAGAGGGCAGUUCAGAUGCUUUGGUCCAUACUUUGAGGAAAUAUGAAGCAUUGAAGGAGGAACUAGAGUGUUUUCAAAAGAGGUACGAUGAUUUGAUCGAGACGCACAACGCGACUUUGGAGAAGCUUCGGAGCGUACAAGAAGAGAAUAGUCGUUUAAAGACACAAUGUCAUGAGAUAACACAAGAGAGGAAUGCAGUGAUUCGCGAACGUAACGCCCUCAAGGUACAAGUGUCGAGCGUAGUUCGGCAAUGGGAGGGAGGGGUCAGAGAACGAGCCGAUAUCAAGCGACUCACAGAUGAAAGAAACGCCGCCAUGGCAGAGUACACGCUUAUUAUGAGCGAAAGGGAUACAGUGCACAAAGAAAUGGAAAAGCUCUCUGAUGACUUGCAAGCUGCUCUCAAGCGGGUGGCUGCUUUGGAAGGGGCAUUACAGGCUUCGAGAGAUGAGCAGAGGGCAACCGCCUUACAGGCGGAGAGUUUGCGUCGUGAAAUAGAAUCAGCAUUGGUUGACCGAGAUCGCGCCAUUAAAGAGUGUACAGACCUUAAAACACCACAGAAUACAUCCACAUUGGGAAAAUCGAGGCAAGAUAAUACGGCGUACCAUCAUCUGGGCUUAUCCAGCGGAGUGGGUAAUGAUGGAUUUUUGAAUGGUCAGCACUCAAACGACCCAUCAAUGGAUAAAUUGCAAGGUCUAGUUGGUAUGGUGGUCGACGCCGCCGACAAAGAAAGAGUGGAUAAUUUGGAGCAAGCGAACCAAGAAAUUGAAAGACUACGGAAACACGCUGAUAGAUUGCAGGCCGAUCUGAAUGACGCGACACGAGAGGCCGAGGUCUCAAAACGAAGAAGAGACUGGGCCUUUUCCGAGAGAGAUAAAUUGUUGCAAGAACGCGAGAGCGUUAAGGCGCUCUGCAAUAGAUUGCGAAAGGAAAGAGAUCAAAUGGUUGGUGAGUUGGCGGAGGCCCGUCGUCAUGGCGGUUCAAAAUCUUCAGACGGGAGGGAGGCGAGGGAAGGAAAGUCGAGGGCGAAGCAUGAACAAACUUGUCGACUUGGUAAUUCUAGUGAUGGAGCACGUGAUUAUCAAGCGGAGGAUUGGAGCUUUGUGGGGGGAAGGGAGCAACCCGCUUUUCCUGGGGACCCCGCUGUUUACGUGGCGAGCGUCGUGCCGGGUUCUAUUGCUGAUGGCAAGCUACGUGUUCUAGACCGCGUGAUGGAAGCGUGCGGUGUAUCCACGUGGGCGCGUGGUGCAGCGUGUCUAUCCGCACUGCAUGUGGCUUUGCAGAGAGGACCUGUUGCUUUGCGAGUUCAGCGUGCUCGUGGACCUACCACUUCGCUUACCAUGCAUCACGGUACAUUCAUCAGCAAAGUAGCAAACGCUAGCGCAGCUAAAACUGGCAACAUUUACGUUGGAGACAGGAUCGUUGGUGUUAACAGCCGCUCUCUGGAUGGGGUGAAAAGUGCUAACGAGGCAUUGUGGUUACUACAUGAGUGCCAAUUCGAUUGUGUCUUGGUGACAAGCAUGCGUCCGCUACACGGUUGUCAUGACAUCAGACACAGAACGUCCAUGUACGAGCCCUCGUAUGGAGAUGGGAAACCCUCAGAGGAUGCGUGGUCCCCAUUUACGCCUCCACCACCGGAACCUAAGGUACACAUAGAUGCAUGUGUGGCCGAGUUCGACCGUCGCUAUGUUUAUCACGUGGCCGCUUCUAGCCAGGGAAAGAUACACCAGGAGAGAGGGACGUGGGACAUGAUUCGCGGGAAAAUUGGGGCUGUGACCGGACGAAGCAAGUCUAAAGAUAAACAGAAUAAGGUACCCGAGUCUGAUGCUAUCGCCGAGUUGGACUCCGUUAUCGACAGUUAUCACGGUAAAACAAUUAAGGAAACCAGUAGCGUAUUAAAGCGCUCUCGAAGGAAAAAUAAAGAGUCGCAAAAUGAUGCCAAAAAUGGCGGUACUUGGCCGAAAGCUCGUGCAAAUUUUAUUUUGGAGGAGAAUGCUACUGGCACCAUAGUGCAACCGCGGUCCAGGAAAGAAAGGCCACCGCUGUCUAUCUUACUUAGUCCACCUACAAAACUACCGCCUGAACCACAAAGAUCUAAUACUAACCGAAAUUCGAAUCCUAUACCCUUAGGUCAUUUGCCCCUUACGCAAGCUACAGCACCGGCGCGGCAUUCUGUGUACAAAUCUAUUGAAUCAAGCCCUGCUAUCGAACACUUUCCUAAACCAGCGCCUCUUGCUAUACACAACCCUUUCGCGUCACCCAAUAAUAUGAACUUCGAGAAGACUCGAACUCUAGAGAAAGAGAGAGAUAAAAUAUCUAUUAGCGAAUAUGAUCAUGAUGUCACACCGAACAGACUAAGCCUUGUUCUUAACCCGUCAGACGACUCUUUAGACUAUCAACCCGCUAUCCGCAAUAGAACUAAAAGCCCACAUUCACUAGACUUCAUGGUCAACAAAGGGCCCAGUUCUCUGGAUUUCAUAACACGCAAAUCACCCAACUCCCUUGAGCAUUCAAUUAAAAAUCACACUGGCAAGGACAUCCUCGAUCAGUAUUAUUCUACCAAGAAGUCUUCUUCGCCCAAAACGGUGAACAAGUACCCCUCGGACAGCGACAGUUUCGGUCCUGAUAGUUUGAACAGCAAUGCAAACUUUCCCAUGACAGGGACUCUGCCUUCACAAACGAGAUUACAAUCGCAAUAUUACCGAGGGCCGUUCACGAACUCGAACCCGCACAACUCCAGCAGAUACACGCAUCUCUCCAGUCCCACUAAUUUACCCCAGAGUCAGUCUGGAGAGAGCAUAGGCACCAGUUACGACAUGCACUCGUUCACAUCCCACACUCACAAUAUGUCGGACUUGCACCCCGUACCGCGUGUCAACCGCGACUACCAACAGACCUACGAGGGUGGCACGUUUCCUAGGAAAAAGGAGAACCAACGAUUUCGUAUACCGUCAAAUCCUAGUGUUACAUCUAAGAAUUCUGCCGGGAAACUCAGUACGGGGUCUAUAGAGAGGAGCUCAGAAAGAAAUUCUCCAAUGCCUACAUUUCAUGUGGAAGUGUUGAGUCCCGGACACGGAGUAAAACAGCUAGCCCAUAAGGGAACUAGGAAUUCCAUGCCUGAAUACUGCGGUCUCAGCUGGAAUAAGCCCUUGCCUGGGGAAUUGCGAAGGGUGCAUAUAGACAAAAGUCAGCAACCAUUAGGAAUUCAAAUAUACUGCCCGCCUAGUAGCGGAGGAGUCUUCGUCUCCACGGUCAAUGAGAAUUCUCUAGCGAGUCAAGUGGGCUUGCAGGUCGGUGAUCAGCUAUUGGAAGUUUGCGGCAUAAACAUGCGGUCCGCGACGUACACCUUAGCAGCUAGUGUGUUGAGACAGAUCGGUAAUUCGAUAACAAUGCUCGUUCAAUUCAGUCCGGAGAAGUAUAAGGAUGAGAUGGAAGCGCCAGGAAGCUCCUCCUCUGGGGAGAGUUCUCACGAUGAAGAGGUUUCUCUCUCAGGAUCACCGACGCCCAGGAAUUCCCCUGGGCCACAGCAAUCUCUGCGCAUGGAUGUCCCUUCAACCGAUGCGUCGACGUUACGACAGUCGCAGGGGAAAGAUCUGCCCAGAUUCCUCUUGAUAGAGAUGAGGAAUUGUUCCGAUCUGGGAAUUAGUCUGGUCGGGGGCAACGCGGUCGGAAUAUUUGUGCACAGCGUACAGAUAGACUCUCCGGCGUACAUAGCUGGACUACGUACGGGUGACCAGAUUUUGGAGUACAAUAAUGUAGAUUUAAGGCGAGCUACGGCAGAACAAGCAGCUCUAGAACUCGCGAAGCCUGCUGAUAAGGUGAGCGUCCUAGUACGACACGAUCUUCAACAGUACCACGAAAUAAAGGAUAAACCGGGUGACGCGUUCUACAUACGCGCUGGCUUCGACCGUUGCGCGAAAAUUACCUCUAUCGGUAUGGACACGAUAGACGAGUAUUCCCUGUGGUUUAGGAAAGAUGAAGUGCUCUUUGUGGACAAUACUCUAUUUAAUGGCGCGCCUGGGCUAUGGCGGGCGUGGCAGCUGGACUGUAAGGGAGUCAAGAGACAUUGGGGCACGAUACCGAGCAAAUUCAAAGUCGAAGAAAUUCUCCGACGUUCGAUGGGCACGUUAGACAACGACGCCCAAAGACGCGCAUCAAGCACCGCACGGAGAUCCUUCUUUAGGCGGAAGAAGCACAGGGACAGCAAGGAGUUGGCUUCUUUCUCCAACACGGAGCUCGGCUGCUGGAGCGACUCGGGCACUCUGGCUGAUGAUGUACCGCCUCUCUCGUACCAGAGGGUCGAGAGGUUGCACUAUGGUAGCCGCCGACCAGUAGCAGUACUAGGACCCCUUCGCGAGUGCGUAGCGGGUAAAUUGGUUACGGACUGGCCUCAUGUGUUCGUUCAUGUACGACCUGACCCGCGCACGCUCAGGGACCGUGCCGAUAAGGGCAUCCAUUGCAUUGUUGACGUGUCCGUGGCGAUAAUAGAGAAGCUGCACAAGCACCAGAUUUACCCAAUCGUUCUGUUCAUCAAGUUCAAGUCAUUCAAGCAGAUUAAGGAAGUCAAAGAUACGAGGUAUCCUGCUGAUAAAGUAUCAGCGAAGGCUGCGAAGGAGAUGUACGAGCAUGGCCUGAAAGUCGAGAAUGAGUUUAGAAAUUAUAUAUCUGCGGAGAUCCCAGCUGGAGUGAACAUAGCGUAUAUGUGCACCCAAAUCAAAGAGGCCGUAGAGGAAGAGCAGAACAAGACACUAUGGGUGCCUUCAGCGCAAGCCUGA
Leptosia nina is the source of this 5250-nucleotide messenger RNA. The record is from the annotation of a GenBank genome assembly. NCBI's taxonomy places the organism in Eukaryota, Metazoa, Arthropoda, Insecta, Lepidoptera, Pieridae.